AUGACUGCAACAGUCAGCCUAUCACUGGAAGUGAUUCGACACUGUCACGGUUUCGAAGACGCUUUCGACGCUUUUCUAUCAGCUUCCUCGUCGGUGAUUAGCAUAUCGAAGUUGCUUUUGCAUCGCGUGAAUUGGCGAGAUAAAUUAAUUCUAGUGCAAGCGAUUAUUCACGAUUGGACUUCCGUCAAAAAUCCUCACACGCGCGAUAUAAUGCUCAAGUAUGCGCGCACAGUCCUGCAGAUGCUACAGGUUCUCGUCAAUUGUAUCUCACAAUGCGGAAAUGAUGGAUUCUUCUUCCAACUUACAAUGCAUGUAUGCGGACAGUUCGAGGUUCUUAGGAUGAACUUUACUGAUAUAAUUAGUAAACAAUCGCUUUCCCACAAUAAACUUGGCAUCCUGUUGAAGAGACAUCAUCGUCUCAUAGAUCUGGCGCAUCAUCUGCAAGAAGCAUACAGUCUGGUCAUCUUGUCGCAGCUUUUAAUGAGCGUCCUACUCUUAUGCAUCGAGGGCUUUCAAUUAAUUCUCACACUUUCUAUACACAAUACAUUUGCUGCUAUGAAACACAUUCUUUUCAUCAUGGUGCUGCUGGUACAACUUUUUAUCUAUUGCUUCGCCGGGCAAACAUUAGAGUCUCAAUCGCAAGAACUUGCCUACGCUAUCUAUGAGACACCAUGGUAUAAUGUUGAUAUAAAUGUGAUGAAAGAUUUGCCAUUGAUGAUACUUCGAGCAGCUAAUCCUCAUCGGUUGACUGCAGGAAAACUUCUAGCAAUAAAUUUCGAGAGUUUUAAAGAAAUUCUGAAGGCUUCCGCCUCAUAUCUGUCUGUAUUAAGGGUAAUGUUGGACACGUGA
Molecule: messenger RNA, 849 nt
Organism: Nylanderia fulva
Lineage: Eukaryota; Metazoa; Arthropoda; Insecta; Hymenoptera; Formicidae
Source: RefSeq, a predicted model, not a curated record